Molecule: messenger RNA, 474 nt
Organism: Cladophialophora psammophila CBS 110553
Lineage: Eukaryota; Fungi; Ascomycota; Eurotiomycetes; Chaetothyriales; Herpotrichiellaceae
Exons: 3
Coding region: 1-474 (157 amino acids)
Source: RefSeq, a predicted model, not a curated record
AUGGUGUUCAAUUCCCAGACUAGGCUCAACACAUCAGCAUGGGCUGUGAUCAAUGCCUGGGCCAGUUGGACGACAUUUGGCGCUGUGGCGCUUACGAGCGUGUGGCACAAGCUCGAGAGCCCUGGGCACGCACGGGGCGUCAACCUCUCUUCUGGAGUGGUCAUCGCUUUCUGGUUCACGGCGGUCGUUUACUUCAAGGUGGUGGACUCCCGAGGCAGUAAGAAGAAUGGCUUCGACCUGUGGCCAGGGACGUCUUAUCGCAAGGGGCAGGACUUAAAGAGCGGAAUCUCUUGGGCAACUAUCUGUGCGGAAAAUAACUACACGUUCAUCGCCUCUAUCAUUGUACUGGCGAUGGGAAUUAUCGGCUAUCGGCCUGGCCGUUUUCGCGAUCGUUCACCGACAUUUGACGAAGAUCAGCAAAGGGGGAUCUACCCGGAGGCGGUACAUGGAUAUCAGGUGAACUUCCGAAUAUAG